Messenger RNA from Gracilinanus agilis (Agile Gracile Mouse Opossum), 1642 nucleotides. RefSeq names its product heme oxygenase 1 (gene HMOX1). Lineage: Eukaryota; Metazoa; Chordata; Mammalia; Didelphimorphia; Didelphidae. Bases 114 to 989 code for a protein of 291 amino acids. The transcript has 5 exons. Gene Ontology annotation, molecular function: heme oxygenase (decyclizing) activity; heme binding. The record is from RefSeq and is a predicted model, not a curated record. Gene Ontology annotation, biological process: heme catabolic process; response to oxidative stress; heme oxidation.
UUCUCACUCUUUGGGAAGACCCGAGCGGGAGGUCUUGAGCUCAGCUGGGCACUCCAGGCUACGGGAGACCGGGCAGGAGCCAGGAGAGGAGAAGGAAAGAGGACUUCGCGACCAUGGAAGCUGCCAAGGCGGAGCGGCCCGAGAGCAUGCCUCAGGAUUUGUCAGAGGCCCUGAAAGAAGCCACAAAGGAGGUUCACGCCCAGGCUGAGAAUGUGGAAUUCCUGCGGAAUUUCCAGAAGGGGCAAGUGACCCGAGAAGGCUUCAAGAUGGUGAUGUCUUCUCUGUAUCACAUCUAUUUGGCCUUGGAAGAGGAGAUGGAAAGGAAUAAGAGCCACCCGGCUGUCGUGCCCAUCUACUUCCCUGAGGAGCUGAACCGCGGGCCCGCGCUGGAGCAGGACAUGAAGUUCUGGUACGGCCGCCAGUGGAGGCACGAGAUCCCUUACACGGAGGCCACAAAGAAGUACGUGGAGCGGCUUCACGAGCUGGGCCGCGCGGAGCCCGCGCUGCUGGUGGCCCACGCCUACACGCGCUACCUGGGGGACCUCUCGGGGGGUCAGAUCCUCAAGAAGAUUGCUCAGAAGUCCCUGGAGCUCCCCAGCACGGGGGAAGGGGUGGCCUUCUUCACUUUCCCAGGCAUCGCCAACGCCACCAAAUUCAAGCAGCUUUACCGUUCCCGCAUGAACGCCAUCGAGAUGAGCGCAGCCACCAAGAAGAAGGUGGUGGAGGAGGCACAGACCUCCUUCCUCCUGAACAUUGAGGUGUUUGAGGAGCUGCAGGAGUUGUUAUCCAAGAACCAGGAGAAUGGGAACAUUUCUGGGAAGCAGGAGCUUCGCAAAAGGGCAGGCCACAAAGGACAAGGCCUGACUUCCACAGAGACUCCUUCCCAGAAGCCUCAGCAAAAGCACCUGUCCCACUCCCCUGUUCUCCGCUGGGUCCUCACCCUCUCCUUCAUAGUGGCCACAGUCGCUAUGGGCUUCUAUGCCAUGUGAUAGAACCCGAAGAGACGAGACACUCCGGGGUGACCUCCCAAGGCCUCCCCUACUGAGCCCAUAGACUGCCUCCAGCCCAGAGCCGUUUCCUAAGCAGGGGACCAAAAAAAGCCACUUGACUAGACCUCUUCAGGCCGCUGCGGGCCAGCCACCGCAGGGCCUUGGCCCUGGAACUCUCUCCUCCAUCGGACAAGAUGGAGGAGAGUCCCGAUGCACUUCCGGCCUGAGUCUUGAACUUUGAAGGGGCCUUCGGUGGGGGCCCACAGAUGUAGCAUUCCUCUCUCAGUUCUUACAAGGAAGCCCAGGAAGAGCCCUGACCCACCUGCCAAGCUCCUGGGUUCCCUGCCCUUCCUUAUUUGACCCAGAAGUGACCGCUUUCCCUCUGGCCUUACAGACUGGUUUCUGCUUUUGCAUUCAGAAAUGUUGUGUCUUUUUGUUCAAAGUCACUUUUCGGGUGGGGUUUUGUUUGGUCCCAUCUUCACAGUGUUUGUUUUUCUUUUUUUUCCCCCCAGGGUCAGGGGAAGGAGUUUUGCCUCAUUUUGUUGGGGGUGUGUUUGUAUGUGUGUUUUUAAAUAACACGGUUCUAAUGCCAGUGGCCUUGAGCCUAACUAUCUGUAAACUUCCAAUAAACAGUGUUGUCUAACUUCUCAGUA